AUGUCGUCGUUCGUCCGCCGUAUGAGCGGACCUCGUUGGCGCGAGAAAGUGAGAUUUCUGAAGAAACGAGAACAGAAGGCCAAAUACAGGCAUAAGAACAGGCGACUCACAAUGGGUGUAGAGAAGACAGUGGGCGGUGCUCUACGCGGUGCGCGUAUGUGUGUGCGUGUGUGUGAUGACGGUGGUGGUGGCGCUCGUCUUUGGUACGGACGACGGAGCCCCUCUAGGUGGCCUAGCCUUACCUGUCCCCGCCGACUCGACCGACGGCGACGACGACAGCGCAACACAACGCAGCGAACGAACGGCGGCGGCGGCGGUGGCGGUACCGUAACCUGUGCCAAUGUACUGUGCGUACACUUUGUGCCAUUAUGUGUGUGA
Haemonchus placei is the source of this 378-nucleotide messenger RNA. NCBI's taxonomy places the organism in Eukaryota, Metazoa, Nematoda, Chromadorea, Rhabditida, Trichostrongylidae. The record is from the annotation of a GenBank genome assembly.